Molecule: messenger RNA, 1110 nt
Organism: Boleophthalmus pectinirostris (great blue-spotted mudskipper)
Lineage: Eukaryota; Metazoa; Chordata; Actinopteri; Gobiiformes; Gobiidae
Gene: cks1b
Product: CDC28 protein kinase regulatory subunit 1B
Exons: 4
Coding region: 151-384 (77 amino acids)
Biological process (GO): regulation of mitotic cell cycle
Cellular component (GO): cyclin-dependent protein kinase holoenzyme complex; SCF ubiquitin ligase complex
Molecular function (GO): ubiquitin binding; protein kinase binding; cyclin-dependent protein serine/threonine kinase activator activity
Source: RefSeq, a predicted model, not a curated record
CGCUGCUCAAUCCACCAAUGGGAGGAGGGGAGGCUUUUUUGAACGGUGAAAAGCGGUUUCACGAACAUUCGAGAGGGAAACAGCGACGCGAACACUUUGCUCUUUUUGGAAGGCAAAUAUUGGAAUAAUCUUCACAUUUCUGAUUGCAUCAUGUCACACAAACAGAUCUACUAUUCUGACAAAUACGACGAUGACAAAUACGAGUACAGGCAUGUUAUGUUGCCAAAAGAUAUUGCCAAACGUGUCCCCAAAACUCAUCUAAUGUCUGAAUCUGAGUGGAGGAACCUGGGUGUGCAGCAAAGCCAGGGAUGGGUUCACUAUAUGAUCCACCAACCAGAACCCCACAUCCUGCUCUUUCGACGCCCCCUUUCCACUCAGAAGUAAAGAUCAAAUGGGUCCAUGAUCGUCCCAAAUCUCAGGAUCUCAUCAUGCUGCAAGACCCUGACACGGACUGAUCCUGGACCUUAAAGUGAACUAUUAUGAACUAUGAUGUUGAUGCAUGAAGUAUGUCUUCAAGGGAACGCCAUCUCCUUUUUCGAGCAGACAAGAUUUCUCCAUGUGUAACACUGUCCACAGAUUCUUUCAUCAAAUUGCACUGUGACUUGUGAUGUAUAUGCUCAACCUGCUUGGAUUUGCCAGCUUUUAAAACAAACCUAUAAGAUGUGGGGAGCGAGGGAACGUAUUUUGAGUUCUUAAAAUGCUAACUUGGUGAGGCUCUGGUCAGACAAAGCUACUCAAAUAGUUGAUCUUUAGACUCAAAAUAAUCCAUCUGCAGUUUGACAUGUUGCUGCUAAAAUGUCAAUUGGCAUUUAACUAUACUUAUCAUGUUGUUUACUCUGCAUUUGAGUGUCUGCUGUUUUGAAAGCGAAUAUUUUGUUUUGGCCUCUUUAAAACUCUCAUUGGGUCUUGAGUACCAGUAAGCAGCUCAGUAUUUAUGAAUGUGUUGCCCUUUCUGAAAUAAAUGUAACUUUCUUAUCCUUUUUAGUUGUGCUUUGCGUUCUUUAUUUCUGGAACUUUUUGAAAAGUCUUUCCUGCAUUCAAAAGUGGGUCAGAGAAGGUUACCGUGAUGCCAUUUUCAUUUUUAAUAAAUAUGGAAACUUUGUCAUGACA